AUGGCCCGCCCAGCCACCCAAAGUAGCCCGGCUCCUAGCCCCAUGCUCGCCUCUCCUCCUUUGGGACUAGCCACCCCGAGCUCCACGAUGGUCAGUCUCAAGAGCCUCCUUCAGGGACCGGUCAAAAGUCCCGACCGCCGAGGGGCCAAGGAUCUGGGCUCAUGUGAGUGAUACCCCUUCGAUCCUCCCUUGCAAUCAUUCCUCCACCUGGUUCCUCCUUUGCCUGCCUGUCCAUCUCUCCCUAAGUGUACUUAGCUCCGUAUUUCCUCUAUACAUGCAUCCAUUUUCUUGCUGCUGGUGGUGUUUUUUGUAUUAAUCUUCAGGGCACUGCAGAAUCUUCCCUAGAGUUUGCCCUUGAAAUGGCUGGGUCACUCUUAUUCCCAUUUCACAGAUAGGGAAGCUACUGAGGCAGGGUUGUCAUCCUUAGCAGAGGCAGGAUUUGCAUAUUUGCAUAGGAGUCUGCCUAGCCAAUCAUGUCUCCCCUGGGCUACCAUAGAGGCCAUCCUUCUACUUCAUACAUCUCCCAGGCAUCCCAUAAUAUUAGUCCGGGCCUCUCUGUCGUUUCUGUGGCAUUUCAUAAAUGUCUGCCUUCAGUGGAAAAAAGAGUUUUGAGGCAGUCUAAAGACGAGCAGAAUUAUUGGCACAUAAGCUUUGGUCUGCUCAGUCUUUAAAUACAUCCCAUAAAUGUCCCUCUACCUGCCACCCCAUCCAUCUCCCCACCCCAUAGUUUAUCUCUCAACCUGUAUUCACCCCCUUUAUAGCUGCCUCCUUGUCCACCUGGCUUUUCACGCCACCCACCUGCCUUAUAUCUGUCUAUAGGUCCCAACCUGCACACACUUGUCCAAUGCUCAUACGUAUAUAAAAAAAUUGAGCCAUUUGUUCCCUCUAUUUUAAAAAAACAAAAAACCAUAACAAAAUAUGUGAGUUGCAAAGACCUGCUGAGACUCAGGGCCCCUGGAAAGGGAAGUCCUUCCUAUGAAUGAUAUGCAGUGAUAUUUAUAUACUCUUGUCCUCCCUCCCCUUCUAUCCAGAUGGCCUUCAGAGCCUGAACAUUCAGCUUGCUUUCAUUUUGGGCUUUUCCAUCUCAAUUGCGGGGGGGGGGGGGUGUUGAACUGUGUUUGCUUUCAAUGCGGCAUUGUUAAUUCUUUCCAUCCAUGAAAUGUUCCUCUCCUGGGUUGUGAGUUCCAAUCAAAAUGCAUUCAUUCUAAAUAGGGAAGGCCCCAUGCAGUGGGUUCAUGUAGGACCCACAUAUGCGUAGGGACAGACCCAUGUUUACUUCUGGAUGGGAUGCCACAGAAGAUCUGGAAGGAGGUCGAAAUCUAGUUAUUGCAGGAAGGGCCUGGGACCUAGGCUUUCUGGAGAAAGAAGGUAAAUGCCUUUGGUGGCGCAAGAUUUAGGAGGAGCCACGGAGCCUGAACUCCUGGCAUGUUUGGGAGAGGAGGAGGGGCAUUAGGGGCAAGACAAGCUUGGGGGCCAGGACUUCUAGAUAUAUGAGGCAGGGGACUUCUAUAGGUGGGAUAGCUCAGUUGGUAGAGCAUGAGACUGGUGGGUUCAAGCCUCAUUGUUGGGCUAAAGAAUAUUGCGUUGAGGGUUGGGCUAGAUGACCCUUGGGACCCAUUCCAACUUUACAAUUCUAUUAUAAUUCAAUUGCCCCUACCGUUGCGGUGCGUGUGCAUUUCAAUCCCGGAUCGCUUUUCUGCCCCUUGGGUGUUUGGCAAGAUGGGCAGCCGGUUUUGAGAGAUCUAAGCAAAACAAUGACAGAGAGUGGGCUGGGGAGGGGACGGAUAAGGCCUGUCAGGUUUUCUGGGUGGGGAAGCGGUUGGAAGGGGGGGGGCGGAGAGGACAGAUUGGCGAGCUGCCCAGGACUCCGGGGUUCUGUCGGGCAAUGCGGUGCUGAGUGCGAAGGCGGCGUGCGUCCCGGAUUCCGAGGAUCGGGAGGGGAGGGGGAGCUUUGGGGAGCCCGGACGCCUGGGUUCGCUCGCUGCUGCUGCUGCUGCUGCUGGAGAGGUGCCAACUCGCUAGGGUUUUCCAGGGUGAUCCACCAAGCGGUGUCUCUGGACAUGCGCACAAGCUCCCGUGCGCGUACACACACUCACCCAAACACACACACACACACUCUCGCAUCUGCUGGCUGGCAGCAGUAAAUCCCUUAAAGCUGCACACAGCCUGGCCACGGGACGCAGCAGGAGGGAGCGAAACGUGCGCGCGGGCGCUGCUGUGGCGCUUCGCCCCGGGAAACACUCUCGCAAGACUUUUUCGCACGAGCGAGCGAGCGGGCAGCGAAGGGCAAGGCGGGAGGAGGAGGAGGCGGCUAGGACAUCGCAGGGGCACCCAGGGUGCCACCCGGGGUCAACGCCCCACGGAGGGAGAGGGGAAGAGGGAGGUGCACCAGGGUGGCGAGGAAGCUGCCAGCCACAAGCUGGCAUUUGGGCUCUGGCCGGCGGACAAGAUGGGAGGCGGACACACCGACACGGACGGUGGGUAUCUUUGCGGGCACUUAUUGCGCGCGCUGGGGCGGGGGGUGUGAUUGGCACCCUGCGGCCGGGGUGGGUUUCCUGUGAAUUCAGGCAGAGCAGAUGGGCAUCUCGGACUGUUUCAGGGUUUUUAUUUCAGUUUGAUAAUAUUGACAGGAAGGUGCCCGGCAUUAAGAUGGGCAGAGUGUAUAUAUCUUUUUUUGGGGGGGGGUCUUGCAUCUUGGGCAUCCUGCCACCCGUCCUGCAAGGGUGCCAUUCGCACACACACAUAAACAAACGUGUUUGUGCACAGGCACUCUUGACAGAUUUGUUUGGGUGCUGACUAGUCUUGGCCACCCCAGUGUUAUUGUUGUAGGUUUGCCCCCCCCCCACCCAAAAGAAGGACCGAGUUUUGCUUCUCCGCCUAGAGCUGAAUGUCAAUCAUUCCUCUUCGGAACAGAAAGUAAACUGAUGUCCUGCUUGAAUAGGCUCCUGCUGGCUCCAGCCAUUGAGAAACUCGCCUGACCCUGGUUACUUUGAGGUUGUUGUUGUUGUUGUUAAUGACCACUCUCCAAUGCUUUGGGCGGCUCGAUCCUGAGCACGUUUUACUUGGAAGCAAUUCAUUUCCAGAAGGGUUAGUAGUCUGUGGCACCUUUUAAAAAGUUUAUUGUGGGUAUCAGUUUCAUCGGAUACACAGAAAUGGACUCUGCUCCGCAAAAGCUUAUGGGCACAAUAAAUGUCUUAUCUUUUCAGGUGUCAGGGGACCCUUGGUUGUUUAUACAUGGAAGCAAGCUUUAUAAAUGCCCGUUGGCUUUACACCUGAGUAAACAUGCCACUGGCCACAGACUGAUAGAGAUGCAAUUUCAUUAUAUUAUUCCUGGUGCGUUCUGCAACUUGCAGGUGGCUUUCCUUUUCACAACAGCCUCCACAAAGCUGAGUGUUGUUCCCAUUUCACAGUUGAGUAAAACUGAGGCUUGAGCUUUGGUAGCCUCUUUGAUUGGUUCCUAAACUGAUUUUAUAUGUUUUUGCUUGUAAUCAUAUUUUGGAAUGCUUUUAUCUGUUUUGGAUUUUUUUUAAAAAAAAAAAUUAUCUUGUUUUGCCACCCUGGACUACUUGGAGAGGAAGGGUGGGAUAUAAAUUCAAUAAAUAAAUAAAUAAAUGACCCAGGCUUUGAAUAUUUGACUCAUAACUCCAAAUUAUAUCAUUUGGAUAAUAUUGACUAUGGCAGGAGGAGGGCGUUCAAAGAUUACAGGGGGGGCGGCAAUACUAGGAAGUGGUGGUGAGUACUUUGGACCAAGUUUGUGAAGCUAAUACAAUUGAGGGGCAAAGUUAAGAGUGGUGACAAAAUGCAUAGAGUUCAAUUCAUUUACUACACUGUUCUGUAUAUUUUAUUGCAUAAUUUCAACAGUUGUAUUCCUGCCUGUGUCAUGUUCCUCACAACUCAUAAUCCUCAUGAAUAAUAUCUCCCCCUCCUCCACUACUUCCUUUAUCUUUGCAAUAGACCUGACAAGGUAGUUAAUAAUAUUCCCAUUUUACAGAUGAGGAUAACUGAGGAUUAAGAACUUGCCCAAGGCCGCCCCGGUGACUCCAAUGGCUGAGCCAGGAUUUGAACCUGAAUCUCGGAUAGCCUAUCAUCUGAGUCGCUCCGACUCUUUGGUGAUAGUUGUUUGGGGGGUGGGGUUCAUUGGAAGAAAAGUGGAAGAGGGUUGUCUGGGGUGGAUUUGGAGUGGAUCAGCUGCCCAGGGUUGGGGAGCUGCGCAGUAGGCAGCCGCGCACAGGCUUUGCUUGAUCUGUGGGGCGUUGCGGGUGACUCGCCCAGUUUCGGGGUGCCAGGCUGGUGUCACCGCAAGAGGUGUCAGCUGGGCCCGGACUUCUCUCCCACGUGUCCAGGCAGAGUCAGGGCUCAGGUAUGGCGUGCCACUCCCAAGCCUGCCUGAGCCUCGUGCAGGGGGGUGGGGCGUCUUCAGGAGAAUCCUGGCCUGUAAACCACAAGAGCCCUCAAGCCUUCGGAGACCUAGUGAGGGGUGGAGGGGGUGAAGGUGGCAGUGGGUUCUCCCCAAGUGCAUGGGAAAGAGGGUGACCUUGGUUAAAGAAUGGAGGCAACCCGCUGGAACAGACAGUUCCUGGCUGAAGACCUCUGGAAUUGUGGGACAAAAGGAAAUAUGCAAGUCUGUCCUGAUUCCUGCCCGCUCACUCCCAACCUUAGCUAAAUCUCCCUCUACCCCGAUCUUCUAUAAGAUUUGAUGCUUUAUUAUGCUUUUAUAUUUUUUGGAAGGCACCCAAAGUGGCUCAGGCAACCCAGUCAGGUGGGCAGGGUACAAAUAUAUUAUUAUUAUUAUUAUUAUUAACAACUAUUAUUAUUAUAUAAUGAUAAUAGUUGUUAAUAAUAACAACAAUAACAUAGUUGUUAAUAAUAAUAAUAACAAAAUAAUAAUAAUAAUAAUAAUAAUAAUAAUAAUAAUAUAUUGCAAAAGAGGCUGGACUCCUUCUGUAAUCUGAGCACUAUGGGGGAGCGAGUCUAAUGAUAUGACCCCGAACUCCUGGGUCCUUUGGUAUGGGAGCACAACUUAGUGAGCUUAGAAUAAGGGGAGCUCUAGCAACUGGGGUUCUUGCGGCAUCCCCUGGUGUGGCCUGGGUGGUGGUGAUGGGCACCUGCCCAACGCCAGCACAGAAGAUGCCAGUCAGAUCUGCCCCCCAGAGAGCACCAAAUGCUCCCUCCCCACACUGAUGCCCACACCAGGGUCACCCGGCGGCUCCUGCCGCUGCCCCACCUAGACCAAAGAGGAGCGAGCUGGAGGGAUUCAGGCAGGCAGAUGGGCUGAGCGAGCUCCGAGGGCGCAGGAGAGCGGAGCCCAAUCAAGCGUGGCUGAGCAUGGGGUCAUCUGGGGUGAGGCAAGCGCUCACGUUUUUUUUGCUGGUGAACGGCAUGCAGGCCUCUAGGGCUGGAGAGAUAGGGAUGGGGCCCAGGCAGGUUUCGGCAGCCUCCGCGGCUCAAAGAUGCCGACUGCCGCAUGCUGCAGCCACCCAUCCCCACAAGAUGCAUCUCUCCCCGCCAUCUGGCCCUCUCAUUGGCAGCCUGUCCUUUUUCUUUGCCCACCCACCUGCACAGCCUGCCUGCGCCCGGAGAGGAGGACCGUGCAGAGUUUAUAUUUGAGCAGAACUGUUUUGUCUGCUUUGGGCCCUUGGGCUGUGAGAAUGUAAGGAAGUGAGAGCCCCAUGCAGGAACACCCACCCACCACACAUGUAAGGCGUACGACUUCUCCCGAAGAAUCCUGGGAACUGUGAUUGAAGAGUGCUGGGAAUUGCAGCUCUGCAAAAGAUAAGCUAGAGUUCCCAGGGUUAAUGGGGGGAAGUGGUGUGCUUAAAUGUGUGCUGUGUACGCAGCCACCCCCACACUCAAGCGCCAAAUGCAAUGCAAAGCCACAUGCAACUAGAUAGAUGCUGGGAUACCCGAUUGCUUGGGAGAGGCAGGUGGCCAGGACCCCCUUACUCUGUCCUGGGUUGCCUGGGGCUGUCUGGAUUCAGAGGGUGGCCAAGCCCAGAGACUGGAAGCAACUGCCUCAACACUCUGGCCUUUUGCACUUUGCACCCGUGCCCAGGGAUGCCUGAAGCUCCCCACGCCAGCAGUGCUGGGUGUUGUAUUCCAAGUGCACACAGCCAUGUACAUAAACAUUAAGUCUUGCUGAUCUCUCAUCCUCCCUUGUGCAGUAGGAUCGAUUGCUGUUCACCUUGCAAAACCCUUAGAAUUGCAAAGUUACGGCAAUUACAGGCUUCAGAAUGGUUAUUUUCCUCCUUUUGUCCAUCUUCCCAAUCCAUCUCCCCAGUCCACUUCCAUGUCAACAGUGUAACAUUGAUCGGUUUCCUUUAUUCCGCUGGCCCUGUGCUGUGGAAAACCUGCACACACACAGAAGAUUCGUAGAUUUCCGCUUUCUUGGCUUCCGGCCUCUAGGUUUCUGACCCUAGAUGCUUCUUAUCCCAUAAACCUUCUUCCUUAACCCGAGCUUCUCCUCCUGCCCCCUUUUCUGCAGGUGUCAUCAAAGACAAGGAACGCAAAAUGGAGGACGACCUGAGCAUUUCGAGGCCUGGCCACUGCGCCUACCUGGGCUCCCUUUUGUGGGAACGCACGCUGCCCUACAACGAGAUUGAGUAUGUUGACUUGGACGAGUUUUUGCUGGAAAACGGGCUGCCCCCAAGCCCAGCUCACCAGCCCUUCUCGCCGGGGAGCCAGCCCACGGCCUCGCCUUCCAGCGGGGUGGUGGUGGACCUUAGCCGCCCGGCCUCUUGUGCGUCGUCCUCUUCCAUCUGCUCCUCGUCUGGCGAAGGCCUAGUGGGUAGCGAUUACGACCAUCACGGCAGCAGCCAGACAGGUAAACUGUGCUGUACUUUGGGUGUGAGGGUGGUGCUGGUGGGGAAAUGGGAGUCAAAGUGAUUGCUGGCAUUUGUCAUCCCUCCCCUUGGAAGGAGCUGUGAGAAUAUCAACUCACCCUUCCCUUGUUUCAUAUAACUUUGUUUACGCUCCAAGCUCCCCGUGUUUCUGAGCUGCACACCUAUUAAGUUUUAGCUGUAUGUUUGCAAAGAGAGUCGUGGUGGGAACUGGAGCUCCCAUUCUGAAGACACUCAGUUGACUCUGCGAAAUAGCUCUUGGGUUUCCAAGGCUAAAAGGUGUUUUUACAGUCUAAUAGUGGCUGCAGUGGAACAAGGGUUAUAUUGUAGUGCCCCAUUCACUUCAAGGUGAAGGACAAACUACAUGUUACACAGAAGUGCAUGGAACAAAAUGAAAAGCAGACUUGGGAGGCUGAGAUUUGGAGUGGAGAGGCAGGAGAGAAAUGUGUGUUUGAUUCUCUCCCUUCUGGCCUUUUUCCUGUCCUUCCCACCCCCUCUGCUACCUGCUUCCAGGCUACAAGCACCAGUCUCUCCUUCUAUUUGUCUGACAAAAUUAGUUAUUGUGUUAUGCCUUGGAAUAAAUUAUGCAAAGCAUGCAGUGUUUACUCCAAGUGCAAAAUUUAGCCUACCUAUUUGGAUAUAUUUUUUUUGGGGGGGGGAGAUACCUCUGAGCACACACCACUUUGGAUAGGAGGAGUGAGCAGUUUCUAGAGCCCUUCCUGUUUGGGAGGGCAGUUUCAUGUUCCCUCCCUGGUUGCAGAGAAAAUUGAGUUUCUAAUCUCCUCCCUGAUUGCAAAUAGUUUUUCAAUCCCAGCCUCUCUGGGUUGCAGUGGCAAUACCAGUGGCCCCCUUCAGGCUGCUGCAAGAAUUGCGCUUCCCUUCUCCUUCCUAGUCCCCCCGUUGUCUGAUGCCCCCAUUAAAUUUUGGUUAAAUAAUUAUGUUUGCAGCAGAUGUUUAAUACACCAUUGCAGAAAAUAAAAGCAAAUUUUGCUCUGUUUUGGAUUUAGUCCCUUCCUGGUUUGCAGAAGCAGAUCAGAUGGUUUCUACCCAGUUUAGAUCACAAGUAUUAAGAAUUUCAAUAGGGUCCUCCAUGCAUUUUUUGUUGCAGAGAGUGCAGAAGGAAGGUUGCAGCAGUUCUGAAGCUAUACAGGUGUGGACCUAGUUGUUUGCCUUGGAUGAGAGCUUCAUGGGUAUGCUAGGAUAUUAAAGAGAAAACUUUGGGGUGCAAUUUUAUACUAUUUAUAAGAGUUAUAGGGACGCGGGUGGCACUGUGGUGUAAACCACUGAGCCUUGGGCUUGCCGAUCAGGUCGGCGGUUCGAAUCCCUGCGAAGGGGUGAGCUCCCGUUGCUCGGUCCCUGCUCCUGCCAACCUAGCAGUUCGAAAGCACGUUGAAGUUCAAGUAGAUAAAUAGGUACCGCUCUGGCGGGAAGGUAAAUGGUGUUUCCAUGAGCUGCUCUGGUUUCACCAGAAGUGACUUAGUCAUGCUGGCCACAUGAUCUGGAAAAACUGUCUGUGGACAAAGUCGGCUCCCUCAGCCAGUAAAGCAAGAUGAGUGCCGCAACCCCAGAGUCAUUCGCGACUGGACUUAACUGUCAGGGGUCCUUUACCUUUACAAGUGUUAUAAAGAUUUGCAAUUUAAUGCUUGUGUUUAAAUAAGGUGUGGGGGGGUCUUUGGCCCUGCAGACAUUGCUGAACUACAACUCCCACCAGGCCCAGCAAGCACAGCCAGUCAUGAUGGGAGUUGUAGUUCAGCAAUAUCUGCAGGGCCAAAGGGUCCUGCACCUGGUUACUUUCAUUAUUUCAUGUGUUAACUUUAACAUCUCAUGUGUUUUAGAAACUUGGACUUUGUGAGAUGGUUGGAUGGGAAGUGAAUUGUGUUUUUUUCAUUUUGGGAGGGGGCUCCCCACCUUCUAAAGUUGCCAAGCGCUCCUAAAACUAACUUUUCCACUUCUUGAAAAUACUGGGUGCUUUCCCUGAAGCUGAAAUACUAUAUUUUCAAACUGUCACUUUGAGUUGCAGUAAUUACUGAUAUUGUUCAGAUUACCGCCUCCAAUGUGUGCACUGGAUUUCCAUGAGGAGGGCAGGUUAAUGUGGGUUUAAACUCGAGAAUAAAAUAGACAGUGCUCUGAAAGUUACCUGCUACCAUUUAAUACUUACUGUCCCUUUUCUGCUUUCAUUUACAGUUGUGGUUUUUGGUGCGAUUUGGGAAAUCGCAAGAGAGGAGGGUGGAUAUCAUGAGAUGUUUGGGUUUUGUUUGAAACGCAGAGUUGGGAGACUAGCGCUUGUGGUUUGUGGAGAGAAAUAUCGGGAAAACAAGGUAGUGGGACGACUUUGACGCCAUCCUUAGUGAAGUACAGCGGGGCGCUUGGGAUCCGUGCCCUCGUGGCCCCAGUGAGCACUCCAGAGAAGGUAUUCUUACCAGCGGUCUUCCUUCGCAAUGGUACCUCCUCGAGCUAGUAGUGGGCAGCGUAGACUUUGCUGGUGGCUAAAGGUGACGUAAAAUGCAAAGGAAUUAUGUUUUUCACAGAUGUAAGUUGGGUAAAUUUGGGUGCCCCCCCCCUUGAACCACAAAGCUUUACAGGGUAUUAACAGAGGGCCACCCACCUAUGUCCCCAUAUUUCCCCCCAACUUUUUCCUCCCACCCUACUCUACAAAGUACAGUGUUUUCCACUGAUCUAAUCCAGACAUCUGGACACUCAGUACUUUCUCUGUUCCAGAGAACCCAGGAAUCCUAAAUACCCAUAGGCCCCCCUCCUCCUAUCUCCUCACAGGAGGUCUCCAACACCCAUCCAAGUUAACUAGACGCCCCCCUUUCCCUUCCGGAGAACCCAGGAGUCCCGGGCACUCGCCUGCACACCCCCUUCCCCCACAUACGGAUCCUGGAUGUCAGCGCCUCGAAGCUCCCCCAUGAGAACCCAGGAGUCCUGGACAGUAUCUUCUGCCCACGUACACCGAUCCCCUCCCCCCACUGGAUCGCUCCUCCUCCUCCUCGUUCCUAGCAAUCCUGAAUACCAACAGCCUCAGGUUCCCUCCUCCUCCUCCUCCUUAGACACGCAGAAGAAUUACAAAUACCAACAGCUUUCUCCACCCCCCCUUGCAUUAAAAAAAAAAGAACUCAGGAAUUCUGGAUUCCCUCCUCCCCCUUUCCAACAAUUCCGUGGGGGGGUACUGGAUGCCCACCCCCGCGGCGGGGUGGGGUGGGGGGAGGCGCGCUCUCGUGUGCCUGUGCGCGUGCACACAGGCGCUCCUUGCCUGCCCGGCGCGGCGGCAGGCUGCGGGGAAUCCCGUGUCUGCUGCUGGGCGCGGAAAUCCUGCGCUGCUGGCUCCCGCCUGGGAAGCCCGGUCUCGUGUCUGCUGCACGGAGCCUCCUGCUCCCGCUCACGUGCCUCGCCCUGCUUCUGCGAACACAUGUCGCGGCUCGGCUCCUCUCGCUGCCAGCUGGCAGGCGGCCCCCUUCCUCGGCGCAGGGCGGGGCCAGCGGGCACGUGGGGAUGCGGUGUGAGAGGCGGCGCUGCUGCUGCUGCUGCUCCUGCUGCAGCAGCCCGAGAGGAGGUGGAGGAAGCGGGUGCUGCUGCUGCUUCUUCGGGGCCUCUCGCAGGACGGGGGCGGCAGGGGGCGUGGGCCUGUGGGUGGCCGCCCAUCCCGGCUGGACAGGUUGGGCCGGAGGGAGGCGCGGCCACGCAGGACUCCUGGGUUCCCCCUGGAGGGGUGGGGGUCCGGCGAAGGGGAUCAGAUUCUGGCUUGCUUCAAGGAGAGGUGGGAGUGGAGAUCAGGAUUCCCGGGUUCUUCCACAUAAAGAGGGGAUUCCGGGGGGCGGGGGGGUGUAGGACCCCGGGUGGGGGUUCUCUCUGGAGAGUUGUGGGUGUGGGUGUGUGGACUCCAGGGUGUUUCAGGGAAGUCGAAACCCCUGUUUUUUUUCCGGGUUGCGUGUGUGGUGCCUAGUGGGUGGAGCGUUGGGCUCUGGAGUUUCUUGGUUUCCCAAGGAAAAAAAUAUGGGGGGGGCACAGGACUCUUGGGUUCUUCAAGAGGAGAAAGGGCAAUGGGGGGGGGGGCAGAGGGAACCAGGAUUGUGGGUUUCUUCAAAAGGAGAGUGCUGUAGUAAUGGGAACAGGAGUACGAGGUUAUCCGAGGAAAGAGGGGUUUUAGUGUUGCCUAAAGGAAGCGGGGAUUCUGGGGUCCCCUGCAGGUGUUUUUUGGGGGGGCGGAGACUGGUGGUAAGUGUAUAGGAGUUAAGAGAGAUCUAGUUGAGGGUGGGGCGUAUGACUCCUGGCUUUUCUGAGGGGGCAGGUGGGGGUGGAUGACCUUGGGAGAAGGGUUCUCUAUCCCAAGUUUUCUGAGGGUGGGGGCAUGAGAGCCCAGAGAUCCAGAGGGUGGAGCUUAGUGAUAGGGGGGAAUGGUGGGAAGGCAGACACCUGAGUUGAGGGGUGAUGUGGGGACCCUGGUCUCUGAGGAGAGUUGCAAUGUUUCUUUUAUUGGUCUAGAUCAGGGUUUCCCCAGCUUGGGUUGCCGGCUGUUUUUAGACUACAAUUCCCAUCAUCCCUAACUAGUGGGUCAGGGAUGAUGGGCAUUGUAGUCCCAAAACAGCUGGAGUCUCAAGUUGGGGAAACCCUGGGCUAGAGCUUCCUGGGCUUGCUCUUGUGUACUUGUCUGCUUUGCCCCAGCAACCCCAAGCAGCUUAGAGGGACGGCCAUUUGCCUCCUCAGAGUUGCCUUGCCUCCCAGUUCCACGAUGAGCUUUUUCAAAGCGGUUGUCACUUGUGAAAUGGUUGUCUGGAUCCGCGCUCUCACAUGCCUCGUUCCCCCAUCUGUUAGGCAUUUAAACAGAUCGGCAGGGCCCACGUGGCUAGCUGGACACCGCAUACUGCAUAGUGCUGUUCCCAAAACGGCCUUGCAGUGCCGUUUAAUCCUCAGAAAUUUGCCAGCCCCUCUGCGUGUCUCUAAUCCCCAUCAUGUGUGCAGCUGCAGCUGCCUGAGCAGCAGCGAAGCCCUGUGUCCCCAAUUCACCGUUCCACUUCUCAAGAAGACACACAACCCUACAGCCCUCCUCCUGAAACACUCUGCAGAGAAAAGAAAACCAAUGGGGGUGGAUAUGUACAUAAUGCAAUGUCUAUAACAUAUGGAUGUGCAUGUGUGUUUGUGUACAAAGGACUCAGUAGAGGUUACAAUGGAAGUGUGGGGCGGACCAGCCUGCAGAUAGCCUGUUGUGGGUGCUGCUGCCCUCUUGCGGGUUCUCUUUAUUUGCGAAGCUCACCUGGAUUUCUCCUUCCUCCACACCCAUUCCAGGUCCCGUAACACCUGUGUCCCGAAGCACGCCCAGCCCUGUGGACCCCGAGGGCGUGGAGGUCCUCAUGAACUUUGACCCUGACCCUGCCGACCUGGCGCUGUCGAGCAUCCCGGGGCACGAGACCUUCGACCCCCGCAAGCAUCGGUUCUCCGAGGAAGAGCUCAAGCCACAGCCCAUCAUGAAAAAGGCACGGAAAAUACAGGUCCCGGAUGACCAGAAGGUGAGAGAGGCGCAAAACGCACUGAUCUUAGAACAAAUAUUUUAAGAGAUUUUCCUUGGAUGAUAUCAAAUGCACAGGGGAGCCUGUGUUGCGUCAAAUGCUAUUGGACUACAGCUCCCAUCAUCCCUGACCCUGACCAUUGGUCCUGCUGGCUGGUGGGAGUUGGGAGGCCAGGAACAUCUGGAGGGCCACAGGUUCCCGAGCCUUGAUCUCUGCUUUGUCUGCAAGCUCCUCCCUACAUUCCCCAAUGUAGCUGAAAAAAGCUUGGGUGCAGGUGGUGGUUUUUAAUUUGGCCGUUUAUAUAUUCAGCAAACAGCAAGUUUUAAAAAAUCACAACAAAAAAUAACUUAGCAAUGAAAACAAAACAGUGUCAUAAUCGCAGCUCAUUAAAUUAAUACCCCGCUUUUCUUUCAAGGUGCUCGAGGCGGCACUCCUGGUUCUUUUCCCCUCCUCCUCAACUUUUUUAUUCUCACAGCAACCCUGUGAGGUAGGAGGCCUAAACUAGGCUCUUCCUUGCCCAGUGUUGUAGCCCAGGGACAGCCAGUGUGGUUUCACUCCAGUGCUUGUUGAACUACAACUCCCAUAAUAUCUCACCACUGGCAGCACGUUAACUUCACAACAGGAGACAGGUUGCUUUUUUAAUUUUCUUUUUAAAAGGUUGGGCCGUUUUAAGUAAGAUCGAGAAGUUUGGGGAAUUGGCAUUUGUUAUCAUAUUACUUGUUUAAAGCACUUAGCAUUUUAUUUAACAUUUUCUAAGCUUUUUCCUGUUGACUGAUACCCGAUAGCCAAGGUUACGGUGUACCAGCUGUGACCCUGCCCACUGUGGCACGUGUCACUCGACAAGAUUUGGGUGGAAUCCGCUGGCGUGAGUGGGCAGAGCUAGGCUUGCUGCCCAAACCCUCCCAUUUUCGACUGCAUGCUGUACACAGAGCUGCAAUCUCCAGAGAUUGUUAAACCAAUCAGUCCCUGUUCACAGGGGACUCUGGGAAUAAGAGUCUUCUAAUAGCUCUCUGCACCCUCAACAAACUACAGCUCCCAGAAUUCCUUUUUUGGGGGGAGGGUGAACCAUGACUGUUUAAAGUGGUAUCACAACAUUUUUUUUUAUUUUCUGAAAUAAAGUAGCGUUUUAAACACAUAGUGUGAAUGUGGCCUGAGAAAACAGGCUAGGGAAAACAUCCCUGUUCCCCCAGCACCUGCUGGCCAUCUGUGCUAACCGAGUUUGCGCAGCAACUGGGGCGAUGGAAUAAAAGCUUGCCCGCAAUAUCUUUGCUUGUCUUUGUUUUUAAAUAAUAAUCAAACAGCUGCAAAACACUCCUUCUCACCACCUUUCCUCAACAGCAUUCCCUAACAGUAUUCUAUAACAGUACACACUACACCACUUGAUCAACUUAUAUAGUUUUCAAAUAAUCAAUUUACCCUACCACAUCGCUGCAUUCGGUGCAGUAGGUAAACUCUCCCUGCUAAUUAGUAAAAUUGUUAAGAUACCUCAGGUCUGCUGAAAUGUCAAAAGCUCACAGAUGUGCUACCAUGCAGGUUAUAAUUGCACACACCUCUGAGUAGCACCAUUGACCACAUUAAUAUCAAGAAAACCCAACAACACCAUGGUCCCAGCCACUGCUUUUUAGGAGAGACAGACAGACAGACAGAUGUGAAACACCAGUGUAAUGCCUUUGGCCCAAAAUGCCUGCCUGAAGGGUAGUUUCCACCCCCAGGGAUUUUGGUGGCAGGGCUAAGGCAGUGAAUUUCUCUCUGGGGUUUAGCGGUUUUUCACGUGCCAGCUUCAGGGUAACAAUGUUAUGGGCGGGAGAGAGGCUGUCUGGGAAAUGCACUGCUGGGUACGAACCUGUUUUCUGAGCUGGCGGUUAUGGAUGAUUGCCUGGCAUUGUGUGUCUCAAAGGCAAGGAGCGUGUCCAUGCGUAUUUUGUCAAGCGGUGACAGGAAAGGGUGUGUCCGCGCAUGCAUGACCGUGCACAUGCUCUUUCAAGAAGUAUGUGUGUUCUUUUGGGGAACGUCAAUCUCUGUCCGAGAUUCCAGAACGAUGUGUUGCCACCAGCAUACAAAGAUAUGAUAGAAAGAGGCACAGGAAUGCACUUUGCCGAGAGAUAGAAGCUGGCCUAAAGUCACUGACUGAGUGUUGUGGCUGUGGGUAGAUUCGAACCCAGUACUCUGUGUGCUACAUCACCGCACUGGGAGAAGUAGUCAUACUUACUGGGGCUGGGGAGGGGGAGAGUUGUAGUUCAGCUGCAUCUGACAGGGCAGAGGUUCCCAACACCUGACCUAUAGUAUUUGCACCUCUCUCUUUAGCCAAUAAGCCUCCCCAAGUGCCUUAUUGAACUUUUUUUUUAAAUAUUUUAAAAAAGAAGACAUUUCCUGUCCUCAGUUCAACAAUCUAAAAAAGAAGACACAAAAGGAAAAAUGGAAGGGGAGGGGAAAGAAAGCACGCUCAGGCACCAAAUCUCAAAGAAUUCUUACUAAGACUAGUUUGGAUGCAAACAGUUCCAGGAUGCUGGGGUAGAAUGGGCGCUAGUAGGUGACAGAUUAUUAUGAUUUAUUAAAUUUGUAUACAAGGUUCAUAUGGAGAAAUGCAGGAGAAAGAGUGAGAAGCAGCUUGAAAUACCUCUGCUGCUCUUUUCUCUUGCUUUUAGCAUAGGAACAUGCAAGGCCUGCAAGCAUGUCAUCAAAGUUAGCAGCUUUCCUGCCCCUGCUUGCUUAUAUGAUAAGUCCAGAACACCGUAUGAAGGCACGUAGUACAGCCGCCCUGCUGGAACUAAGCAGGCCUGCCCCUGUUCAGUACCCAGGUGGACUAUUGCCUGGGAAUCAUGCCGUAGUAGUAGUAGUAGUAAUAAUAAUAACUUACUUACUUACUUACUUACACACCCUGCCCAUCUGGCCGGCCUCCCCAGCAGCUCUGGUUGGCUUCCAACAGAAUAUUAAAAACACGAUAAAACAUAAAACAUUAAAAACUUCCCCCAAGCAGAGCUGCCUUUGUAUGUCGUCUAAAAGUCAGAUAGUUCUUUAUUUCCUUGACACCCAAUGCGAGGGCAUUUCACAGGGCGGGCACCCCUGCCGAGAAGGCCCUCUGCCUGGUUCCCUGUAGCUUCACUUCUCGCAGUGAGGGAACCUCCAGAAGGCCCUCGGAGAUGGACCUCCGUGUCCUGGCUGAACGACGGGGGUGGAGAGCUUUGAGCUCCCUGGACAGAAAGUAGAUUUAUUAGCAAUUUGUGGACUCUUCACAAGCCUACACUGACCUGUUUCGUUUUGUUUCUCCUACCUAGGACGAGAAAUACUGGAACAGGCGGUACAAGAACAAUGAGGCAGCCAAACGCUCGCGGGACGCCCGCCGCCUGAAGGAGAACCAGAUCACGGUCCGGGCAGCCUUCCUGGAGAAGGAGAAUGCCGUCCUGCGCCAGGAAGUGGCCAACAUCCGCCAGGAACUGACCCGUUACCGCAGCAUCCUCUCCAAGUACGAAUCGCAGCACGGCACCUUGUAA
Molecule: messenger RNA, 15831 nt
Organism: Podarcis lilfordi (Lilford's wall lizard)
Lineage: Eukaryota; Metazoa; Chordata; Lepidosauria; Squamata; Lacertidae
Source: the annotation of a GenBank genome assembly